AAUUCUUCCUUAACUUUUGGAAAUCAAAUUCAAUCUCACUUUUUCAAUGCUUUGUGUUUGAUCCAAAACAGACAAAAGACACAUACAAACCGGUACACAAAACAUAAUCUAUUUCAUGCUCCUCGUUGUUUUGAUCGCAACUGUGUGAUAGAAUGGCAAACGAGCAAUUAAUGCCUGAAGGGGGGAGUGGGUCUCGGUAUUUGCAAAUGCAAUCGGAGCCGUCGAGAAUGUCCUCGUUCUUCUCGCUUCAGAACCCGCCUGAGGCAAGUAGAAUUUUCGAUGAGCUGCCAAAGGCUACAAUCGUUCAAGUAUCUCGUCAUGAUGCCGGUGAUAUCAGCCCCGCCCUCCUUUCUUACACUAUCGACUUCCAAUACAAACAGUUCAAGUGGCAACUAGUGAAGAAGGCUUCACAUGUAUUUUAUCUACACUUUGCUUUGAAGAAACGUGCCUUUAUUGAAGAAAUUCAUGAAAAACAAGAGCAGGUCAAAGAAUGGCUUCAAAACCUAGGAAUAAUGGAUCAUCACUCAGUUGUGCAUGAUGACUUGGAUGAACCACCUGAUGACGAUGUCUCACCGGUAAACAACGAUGAGAGUGUCAAAAACAGAGAUGUUCCAUCAAGGGCAGCACUGCCAAUUAUACGCCCAGCACUUGGAAGGCAACAUUCCAUGUCAGACCGAGCCAAGACAGCAAUGCAGGGCUAUUUAAAUCAUUUUCUUGGAAACCUGGACAUUGCAAAUUCCAGAGAGGUUUGCAGGUUUUUGGAGGCUUCUAAGUUAUCUUUUUGUCCAGAAUAUGGUUCCAAGCAUAAAGAAGAAUAUGUAUGGGUGAAACACUUACCAAAUUUCCCAAACAAUGAUGACCGUAGGCUAUGUUCUGCCUGUCAAUGGCUCAAUUGCUGUAAUGACACCUGGCAACAGGUUUGGGCUGUUCUGAAACCUGGAUUCUUGGCCCUGCUAAAAGACCCAUUUGACAAGGAGCCAUUAGAUAUUAUUGUGUUUGAUGUUCUACCUUCGCAAGAUGGGAAUGGAGAAGGUCGAAUGUCAUUAGCAAAUGAAAUCAACGAACGUAACCCCUUACGGCAUUCAUUUGAGGUAUCAAGUGGAAACCGAAGAAUAACAUUAAGAUGUAGGACUAAAGCUAAAGCCAUAACUUGGGUUGUUGCAAUUAAUGAUGCUGGGCUUCGGCCUCCUGAGGGUUGGUGUCAUCCUCAUCGUUUUGGCUCUUUUGCUCCACCUCGUGGUCUGACUGAUGAUGAUAGUCAGGCUCAGUGGUUUGUUGACGGCCGUGCAGCUUUUGACGCAAUUGCUCUGGCAAUGGAAGAGGCAAAAUCAGAGAUAUUUAUGUGUGGGUGGUGGCUGUGUCCGGAACUGUAUUUGCGGCGUCCUUUUCAUUCCAAUGCAACCACUCGCCUUGAUGCUUUACUGGAGGCAAAAGCCAAGCAAGGCGUUCAGAUAUAUAUUCUCAUGUACAAAGAGCUUGCUCUUGCGCUCAAAAUUAAUAGCUUCUAUAGUAAGAAAAAGCUAGCUGCCAUUCAUGAGAAUGUCAAGGUUUUACGUUACCCAGACCAUUUCUCUAGCGGUGUCUAUCUAUGGUCCCAUCAUGAGAAAUUGGUCAUUGUUGAUAACGAGGUUUGCUUUAUUGGUGGACUAGAUCUUUGCUUUGGUCGUUAUGAUACAUAUGAGCACAAAGUGGGUGAUCGCCCUCCUAUGAUAUGGCCUGGAAAGGACUACUAUAACCCAAGGGAAUCUGAACCUAAUUCUUGGGAAGAUACUUUGAAGGACGAGCUGAAUCGUGAAAAAUAUCCUCGUAUGCCGUGGCAUGAUGUCCAUUGUGCCUUAUGGGGACCACCAUGUCGUGAUAUUGCUCGACACUUCGUUCAGCGUUGGAAUUAUGCAAAGAGAAAUAAAGCUCCCAAUGAGCAAACAAUACCACUACUUAUGCCUCAACAGCACAUGGUUAUCCCACAUUACAUGGGUACCAGCAGAGAACAAGAAGAUGGAAAUACCGAAGUCCUGGACGUAACCAAAGCAAUCAAUAGACAGGAUUCUUAUUGCUCUCUAUCAUCUUUCCAAGACAUCCCAUUGCUAAUCCCUCAAGAAGCUGAUGGACUGGAUGCUUCUAGUGGACAUACUUCACAACAGAAUGGGUUGGGCAAGGCACACAAUGUUCAUGGUCAGCAAAGCAGGAUGCCAAGGACUCGUUUUUAUUUCCGAAAAUCCAAAAGUGAACCUUUAGGUUCGGAUAUGCCAAUGAGAGGAUUUGUGGAUGAGCAAGAUACCUCAACAUUUAAGCAAGCAAGGUCCGCGGGUACAGUGGUGCACCCUGCCAUUAAAUCUUCUGAUAGAGAAUGGUGGGAGACACAGGAGCGAGGUAACCUAGUUGUUUCUGCUGAUGAAACAGGACAGGUUGGCCCUCGUGCUAUAUGCCGUUGUCAGAUUAUAAGGAGUGUCAGUCUGUGGUCAGCUGGGACAAGUCAAGUUGAAGAUAGCAUUCACAAUGCUUACUGUUCCCUUAUUGAGAAAGCAGAACACUUUGUCUACAUCGAGAACCAAUUUUUCAUCUCAGGGCUUUCUGGAGAUGAGAUCAUACGGAAUCGAGUGUUGGACUCGGUGUACAGGCGUAUUAUGCGGGCACAUCAGGAAAAACAGUGUUUUAGGGUCAUCGUCGUUAUACCUCUAUUACCUGGAUUCCAGGGUGGACUAGAUGAUGGCGGUGCAGCAUCUGUAAGAGCUAUUAUGCAUUGGCAGUAUCGAACAAUAUCAAGAGGACACAAUUCCAUAUUGCACAAUCUCUCUCAACAUAUUGGUCCCAAAGUUCAUGACUACAUAUCUUUCUAUGGUCUCCGGGCUUAUGGUAGACUUUCUGAAGAUGGUCUUGUGGCCUCGAGUCCGGUAUAUGUGCAUAGCAAGAUUAUGAUAGUAGAUGACAACACAGCGUUGGUUGGAUCGGCUAAUAUCAACGACAGGAGUUUACUUGGAUUACGUGACUCUGAGAUCGGAGUACUUAUUGAAGAUAAAGAAGUUGUUGAAUCAUAUAUGGGAGGCAACCCUUGGAGGGCUGGAAAAUUUGCGUUGAGUCUUCGCCUUUCACUAUGGUCUGAGCACCUUGGUCUUCAUAGUAGUGAGAUGAGCAAAAUAGCUGAUCCGGUGAUUGAUUCUACCUACAAAGACAUAUGGAUAGCAACCGCAAAGACAAACACCAUGAUCUACCAAGAUGUCUUCUCUUGCAUCCCAAAUGAUCUUAUACAUUCCAGAGCAUCUUUGAGGCAAUGCAUGAGUGAAUUGAAGGGCAAACUAGGGCAUAAUACGAUCGACCUAGGUAUAGCUCCAAAGAAGCUGGAAGCAUAUCAGGAUGGAAAUGGGAAGGGAAGUGAUCCGAUUGAUAGAUUAGAAGGCGUGAAGGGACAUCUUGUUUCUUUCCCGUUAGAUUUUAUGUGCAAAGAAGAUUUAAGACCCGUGUUUAAAGAAAGUGAGUAUUAUGCAUCACCGCAAGUUUUCCACUAAUCGUUGGUGCAUUCGUUCAAAGAGGCCGCACGCAGGUAAAUAGUAAUCAGAAACUGAUUUUGUUCCUUUAAAU
Messenger RNA from Cynara cardunculus var. scolymus (artichoke), 3576 nucleotides. RefSeq names its product phospholipase D zeta 1-like. Gene Ontology annotation, cellular component: plasma membrane. The transcript has 20 exons. Gene Ontology annotation, biological process: phospholipid catabolic process; intracellular signal transduction; phosphatidic acid biosynthetic process. Gene Ontology annotation, molecular function: D-type glycerophospholipase activity. The record is from RefSeq and is a predicted model, not a curated record. Bases 153 to 3503 code for a protein of 1116 amino acids. Lineage: Eukaryota; Viridiplantae; Streptophyta; Magnoliopsida; Asterales; Asteraceae.